Messenger RNA from Pimephales promelas (fathead minnow), 1219 nucleotides. RefSeq names its product caspase 3, apoptosis-related cysteine peptidase b (gene casp3b). The record is from RefSeq and is a predicted model, not a curated record. Gene Ontology annotation, molecular function: cysteine-type endopeptidase activity. Lineage: Eukaryota; Metazoa; Chordata; Actinopteri; Cypriniformes; Leuciscidae. Gene Ontology annotation, cellular component: death-inducing signaling complex; cytoplasm. Gene Ontology annotation, biological process: keratinocyte differentiation; apoptotic process; neuron differentiation.
GUUAUUGGUCGAUUUAAAAAAAAAAAACAUUGCUUAAUUAAUACAAGCAUUGCCUAUGAAUUUACCGUAAACUGCGCGCUCCCUCCACAACUUCCUCAUUAUAAAAACUACCUGUAUUUCAGUUUCUAUUUCAGAAGGAAAUUAAAGUAUCUGCCAACACACCUUGACCAUGUCGGACGGAAAACCCAGGGGUGAAGACACUGUGGACGCCAGAAAAGGGGAAGAACAAGGAACUCAGUUUCUCACCGAUGCCGGAGUCGAUCACACCGAUGCCAAACCACGCUCUGAUGCUUUCCAGUACAACAUGAACUACGGCAGUCUGGGACAGUGCAUGAUCAUCAACAACAAGAACUUCGACAGGAAAACAGGGAUGGGAGUUCGUAACGGGACAGACGAGGAUGCAAAGAAUGUGAUGGAGACCUUUUCCAAGCUAGACUUCAAUGUCAGCGCUACAAAUGAUCAAACUGUCUUACAGAUGAUGGAUUUGUUGACUAAAGUGUCUCGGCAGGAUCACAGUAAGUCGGCCAUGUUUGUGUGUGUGUUGUUGAGUCAUGGAGACGACGGGCUGAUUUAUGGCACGGAUGGAUCUAUACCGCUGAAGAACCUGUUUGAGCUCUUCAGAGGAGAUCGCUGCCCUUCGCUGGUGGGAAAACCCAAGCUCUUCUUCAUUCAGGCCUGUCGAGGCACAAAACUGGACUCUGGCAUUGAAACGGAUGGUCCAGAUGACACGGAAACGAAGAGAAUUCCUGUGGAGGCCGACUUCCUGUACGCGUACUCCACGGCACCAGGGUAUUACGCCUGGAGGAACGUCGCUCAGGGCUCCUGGUUCAUCUCCUCGCUCUGUGAGAUGCUGACAAAAUACAGCAAGCAACUGGAGAUCAUGCAGAUCAUGACGCGGGUCAACCACAAGGUGGCGCUGGACUUCGAAUCCUCCUGUAAUACGCCAGGGUUCGGUGGGAAGAAACAGAUCCCUUGCAUUGUAUCUAUGCUGACCAAAGACCUCUACUUCCCUAAAUAAUUCAUCUUUUCUUUACUGAUUAAGUUGAACACUUUUUUUGUACAAUUUAUUCAGACACCUUCAACACUUCUCACUUUAUCACAGUUUAUUCGCUGUAGUUUAGAAAAUGGGAAUAAAUGGCGUUCUCAGAUCAGUGGAUAUUUGACGGGUUUUGUCCGUCCUUCGACUCUCACACAUGAAUUAUGUUGAAUAUCUGUUCAA